Messenger RNA from Aaosphaeria arxii CBS 175.79, 2262 nucleotides. Its product is annotated as L-amino-acid oxidase. The record is from RefSeq and is a predicted model, not a curated record. Lineage: Eukaryota; Fungi; Ascomycota; Dothideomycetes; Pleosporales. Gene Ontology annotation, molecular function: L-amino-acid oxidase activity; polyamine oxidase activity. Gene Ontology annotation, biological process: amino acid catabolic process. The transcript is spliced from 2 exons. Bases 137 to 2215 code for a protein of 692 amino acids.
CAAUCAUAACUGAUAUAGCUCUUCACCAGGGCGAGGAUAUAAAUGCGCUGAGAGUAGGAAAACCUCGGCUCUCGGAACAGCCUCACCACUCAAUGGCCAAGAACCGAACUUCAGCUUCAUUAAUCUGUAUCCAGUCAUGAAGUCUCCAGGCGUAGCGCUGCCUCUUAUAGCCACUUUGGCUCUCUUUGCCGAAGCGAAACCACUACAUCAGCCUUCAAUCACCUUCAAUUCCUUUGAAGAACUUCGUCCUGGAAGUGCUCAAAACAUUCAUGUGGAGUACUUUGGUGAUGUUGACGGCGAGCUCACAAUCACCUAUGGCUCGUGUGAUCAUACUGCUCCAUCAAUUGCUUUGGCAAAGCAAUUUGUCGGUGUCACCCAUGUCGGCAGUCAUCCGCUGGCCACUAGACAUGAAUCACACGAAAAGAGACGGCCAAAAAGAUUUGUCUGGCUAACCCCGGCAGAGAUGUCAGGCGGCUGUCUACAUGCCUUCCUAGACGGUGAGCUUAUUGGCAGGUCUGAAAAGCUUAAUGUGUCGAAGCGUUUGACCCGCCGACAUGAAAAGAAGUCAUUUGUGGAUGUGGCGGGGACUGACAGUCUUUGGUUUGAUGGCGUGGCAUACCUGCAGCAGAAGCAGCCCGAUGAAGCAUUUGUUGCAUCGGCGAAGUCAAAGUCAUUUGGUAUAUUGGGCGGUGGCAUUUCCGGUUUGAUGACUUCUUUGCUCCUAGAUUCUGUCGGCAUUCACAACUGGAAGAUCAUCGAAUCAAGCGAACGCGUCGGUGGCCGCAUUCGCACUGUAUAUUUGAACGGCACAUCUCCGGAAGAAGGUCAAUACCAUGAGCUCGGACCGAUGCGUUACCCAUAUGAGAUCACUGACUCGGAGACAAAUGAGACAUUCCCCUUCAAUGAUCAGCGUAUCCUUUUUCAACUUGCCGACGUUCUCAAUGAGCUCAAUGCUGGAGAUGAAGAACACCAGGUCGAGUUUUGGGACUGGAUUCAGUCAUCUCCUAACACUCCAGUCGACACGCCAUUUCGCCGUCCGGAUGGAACAAUUCCUGGCAAGACUGAAGUGGCUAAGGACCCUGCCUACUAUAACCCGACCGUUUACUCAAAUGAGACUGCAGCCGAGGAAGCUAUCAAAGCUCUUGAAGACUUCAAAGGUCUUGACGCGGAAAGAAUAAAGCUCUAUGCUACCAACAUCUUCAAAGCAUACAAACAAGCAAAAGACGACGGCAUGUUUGAUUACUCAGAAGUUGCAUAUCUCCGCAAUGUGCUGAAGUUCGAUCUCAAUACCACAGACGAGGUCACACCGUCUCAGAAUUAUUGGCCAAUGUGGGAAUAUGAGACCGUCUACUUUCUUGCUACCAAAUGGAAGACCAUCAAAGGCGGUCUUGAUAGAAUGCCUCAAGCUUUCAAGCCUCUCAUUGGUGACCGCAUCCUAUAUGGCGCGAAAGUCAACGGCUUGGAAUACAACGAAGAGAACAACACUGUCUCUGUUACCUGGAAACCUACUGGAGCUGAGCCCUUCAACACACCUGAUAGCGUUGAGACAUUUGACUAUGUACUCAACAGUGUACCUCUCAAUUUACUCAAAUUUUGGAAGUUGCCAAAGUACUCGAGCUUACUGAAGCGCGCGAUCGGUCGAACAUUAUACGCCAAUGCGGCCAAAACAGCGAUCCAGUUCAAGAAGCGCUUCUGGGAACACCUUGAACGACCCAUUUUGGGUGGCUGCACCCGACUCACUAAUCCUCAGCUUGGCCAAGUGUGCUAUCCAGGAUGGCACCUUAAUGCGACCGGCCCGGGAGUGAUGCUCGCAUCCUAUCUUUCCGACUACGAAGCCACGGUUGCAUGCGCUAUGCCAGAAGCAGAGCACAUUGCGUAUAUCAAGCGUGCACUGAUUGAGAUGCAUGGCAAAGAAGUUAUUGAAGAGAAUUGGACUGGCAACUACGCACGUCACUGCUGGGAGCAGGAUGAGCAUCAUGCCGGCGCCUUCACGAUGCAGAUCUUUGCACAGCAAGACUUGUACCUGCCCGCGUUUUACCAAACCGAGUUCAAUACUGUCUUCAUUGGUGAGGCCGCGACAUUCACUCACACGUGGAUGUUCAGUGCCCUUGAGUCUGCGAUCAGAGGCACUGUCCAGCUACUGUUGGACAUGGGACUUGUUGAUGAGGCUAAGCAAAUUACGAACACUUGGAUGGCGCGUUUCAUAUCAAUGUAAGCUUCCAAUUGGCUAGAAAGGAAGAUUUCUCGAUGUACUCGUAGAGG